CGAGAGUCUAAAGAACCCCCAAACAAAGUAGCCUCAAGCUCCUCUCCUCCUUCGUUCAAUUUCCAUUCUUGAACCAAACAUUAAUUUUUCUUCCAAUGCUUCUCAGCCUAGUGCAGCACUUUCUACUCCCACAUUACAAAUCUUGUUGGCCCCCCUGUGCUAAAGCAAGUGAAGAACAAGGAAAUGCAUGAGAAAUACAUCAAUCCAACUAUUUCCCCCUCCUCCUUCAUUCAAUUUCUUUGAGUAUUCUUGUUUUUCUGAGUGAACCCAAUCCAUCAUUGAAGGACAGAGUGACUUUAGACUCAUUAGCUAAUUCUGUUGAGCAAUUGACCCAAAUAGUCCAAUCUCUUGUUCAACGAUUGGAAAAUAAUGUCAGCUCUCCCUCUAAGGUGUUUAAGGUCUUUGGUUCCGAUUCUAAGACUCUUAACCAACAAAGUAGUGCGUCGAAUAAUUCAUUGUUGCUAUGGUGUAUUGAGAAGGCCAAGACAGAUCUGUCAAUUGCUAAAAAAAGGAGAACAAAUUCACUUGCUCCAAUCGAUAUUCCUGGAUUAGAGCUACCUAGUUGGGUGCAAGUCUGUUUUAGACCAACAGCUUCAAUGGGUUUGAACGAAACUGAACUUGUAAUUGCAGCAUACUUGUAUGGUAAUCAUUUGAUGGAUAACUACAAGGAGGAUAUAGUAAUUUCAGAGUUUACAGCUCGCAGAGAUGUAUUCAGGAGCUUGAUGCCAGGAAAGCCAAUCGUUUCUCUUGUGCUAGACUUAGUAGCAGAUAUGAUGAGCAUAGAGUUGACCAGAGAAAGUGGUUAUUGGUUUUUACCCACAACUUUUGCGCUGUCAGAGAAGACAAAAUUGGAUCCUAAAAGUCUGCCACUUUGUAUCACAUAUGGUUAUUUGGGCAAAGUUGACUGCUUAAAAAGAGUCUUUAUCCCUGUAUCUGAAACUACUGACGAAGGUCAUGAACACUGGUACCUCGUAGUGAUUGAUUGUGUUAAAGGACAAAUCAUUUUGCUAGACCCAUUACCCAUUGAGAAACAGUUCAAGCGAAAGAGGACAGCCUUGAAAUUAGCCAUUUAUUUGGACGAGGUAUUGGAAGAUCGUUCAUUCUAUGACUUUGAGACCACUCCAAAUCUGAUUUCUUCACAAUUUGAAUUUGAAGAGCCGGAAGGCCUUCCUACCCUCGAAGCUGGAUCGAGUGACGCGGGUGUAUGGGUUGCAAGUUGGAUGAUAGCUUGUUUUGAAGAUGAUAAUUUUAACAUAAAGGUGGAUGAUGGGGUUCGCAUGAAGAUUGCAGUCUCACUCGUGUUAAAGAUUCAUAAUACGAUCAGCUAUACGGUCAAAAAUAAUGCCAUUGAAAAUCUUAAUAAGCUGAAUGAUAAUCACCAUCGUGAUGAUUAUGAAUUUUCACAAGAUUAGAUUUGCAACAUAGGAUAUUUAUUAUUAUUUUUGUUUUUAUUAUUUUCUUGUGGGCAUAUGAGCCGUCUAGUGACAUACGACAUUAUAUUUUGUUUACAUUUGUGUUGGUAUUUGUUUGCCGGAUUAUUUAAUUUCUCCAUUUGACUAUGUAUGAAUUUAUACUCUUUUGGAGAUUGAAAUUUAGUUCUUUUAUACUC
Molecule: messenger RNA, 1609 nt
Organism: Arachis duranensis
Lineage: Eukaryota; Viridiplantae; Streptophyta; Magnoliopsida; Fabales; Fabaceae
Exons: 9
Coding region: 597-1412 (271 amino acids)
Biological process (GO): proteolysis
Molecular function (GO): cysteine-type peptidase activity
Source: RefSeq, a predicted model, not a curated record